Molecule: messenger RNA, 3243 nt
Organism: Zootermopsis nevadensis
Lineage: Eukaryota; Metazoa; Arthropoda; Insecta; Blattodea; Termopsidae
Product: hatching enzyme 1.2-like
Biological process (GO): proteolysis
Molecular function (GO): zinc ion binding; metalloendopeptidase activity
Source: RefSeq, a predicted model, not a curated record
UGUGUCAGGCCGUCAUGUAUGAUGCUUAAGAUUUCAAACGCCCUGUCCACAGCCAGGAAGACGAUGUUCGGACAUUACUGUUUAGUAUUUGUUGCUAUCGGACACCUUUACAGUGUAGAAGCAAGUGUAAUUCGCCAUCUUUCGCAUUUAAUCACACACAAUCGCUCAGUGGCAACAGAAGAGUUGGACUUGCCACAAAGAAGAGAACGCAGCCCGUCACAAGGCUCUUUCUUGACGUCUCUGCGCCCGUCCCAGAAUUAUGUGGUCAACAAAGCUCCAGCCCCAGCGCCGCUGAUAGACACCGAGGAAGGAAAUUACUUCGAGGGAGACAUUAUAUUGCGGCCGGAGCAGCAGUUGAGCUCAGUGCAGAAGAAGCUGAUGGAAGGUAAAGGGGCGAGAAUGCUAUGGCCCGGCAGGACUUUGUACUAUGACUACAGUCAUGAGUUCAGUGCUCAGCACGUGGCAAUUAUCGAAAGUGCGAUUUCCGACUUGCAGCGUGAGACGUGCGUGAGAUUCGUACGCAGGACCACUGAGCCUACUUACAUUCUUCUGCGGAACACAAAUCGAGGGUGCGCAUCUCAGGUUGGCUAUCAUCCAAUAGGGAGCGGAAUUGAUCUUUACCUGAGUUCUCCUGGUUGCCUAAAGACUGGCACCAUACAGCACGAGCUGCUGCAUGCCUUAGGCUUCUGGCAUGAACAUACUCGACCUGACAGAGACAGGUUCAUCAGCAUCUUCUGGGACAACAUCAUAUCCGGAAGAGAGUUGAAUUUCCGGGCUCGAUCUCAUUAUGAGCCCCACGAAUGGCUGCCGUACGAUUACCAUAGCGUCAUGCACUAUCGAGCCGUCGCAUUCUCCAAAGACAGCAUCAGCGCCACCAUUGUGCCGAGAGAUCACAAAGCUUUUUUCACUAUUGGGCAGCGUGUACGUUUCAGCCCCAUGGACCUGGCGAAACUGAACGUACUCUACAAAUGCGGCUCCAACUAUUAUAAAGGAAAUGACAUGCUCGUAGAAUCUCCACUUCCGGAGUCUGAAAAUGUCGUUUCUUCUAACGAGAAGCCAUUUUCUGGUACAGAAAAGGAGACUUCCUCUUCGAAGUCUAAGGAAGACAUCUCGUCUGAAGAAGAUUUAUUUUCUAAGUCUGGUACAGAAAGAGAUUUGUCAAAUUCGAAGCCGUCUGAAGAAUAGUUUUAAGCGUGGUUAAAUCUGAAAUGGAGACAAAGACGAUACAGCGAUUUGUUGUGGGCGAGGUCUCUUAACAGUCUGCUGAAGACACUGGACAAACGCGAGGUAUUCUUCCCCACAUUCUCAAAAUUACUCUUAUUGUCCCUAUAAAGUCUAAUACUACGAUGCGACUUCCAGUCUUCUCUCUGCUCUGUCCACCUCCUGUUCAUCUUGAAUGCUUUUUAUCAAAGUCUCGCUCUUCCUGUACUCCUUCCUGGUGGCAUCCACCCCACAUUCUGUUAGGACCGACCAUCUGUUGUCUGCCAUUCUUUGGACAUGUCCAUACUCUGUUAACUGUUUCAUUUUAGAUCGUCCGAAAUAGAAUUUUGUAAAAUAAUCUUUUGCAUAAAAAAACAAAAAUUUAGAAUUAUGUUAUUAAAAUUCGUGAAUUACUGAUAAUGAAACAGGGAUAAAACGUUUAUUUGCUGUUUAAAUACUUAAAAAGUAUGUCCUUUUUUGUCAGAAAAUUUAUGAGACAAAGGGGAAGGCAAUAAUACUACCAGUGCAUUAAGAGUGCCACCAGAAGCUAUGUUCCUGGAAAGGAAAACACUUCGUAUAACAAAAAUAAAAAAAAAAUCAAUUGUCUAUGUAGCGCCUGUAAGUUAGAUUUGAACUAGAAAUUCCAGUAAUACUUUUUUACGAAGUUCUCUGCAGGUAUAUUUUUAUGAAUAAUUUACAGACUGUCCGAAUCCUGCAAGCGUUAACCUAACGUAUGCAGCUUUUAAGAGUUUGGCGUAAAACGUCUUAACAACUUCCUAAUUAUCAGUGCUAAUUAACCCCAAGUGUGUACCCGGAAAUUAGGAACAGAGCGCAGGCUCGUAUUCACUUGAAGGAAGAUAAUUUUGUUGUCACACUGUUGAUGUUUCUCGAGUCGAAAUAGAUCUGGGUUGAGAUUAUUUCGAGAGAAGUGAGAUACGCUCCCACAUGCAAAUAAUACGCUUUGAAUUCGUGAGAGCAGAACAGUUGAGAGCAAGGCCGAAUUAAGUCCACUGCUCGUGUAUUCCUGUGUGUUCAUACACGAGGACGUCUCACUGACUACGGAAUUAACGAAAGAGUCUUAGGACCGAGUAACCAAAAACCAUGACUGCCCGCUUCCCCUCCUCUGCAGUUUAUACCGGGGGCAAUUUCUUAAAUCAUUUAACGAUGCUGUUUAAACUGAAGACAUUAUAUUGUGUUGAAUUAUGGAUAGGUGAUCAUGAACGAUUAAUAAGUGAGGGUUAGGAAGGGACAGUCGUGGAAUGUUUUAAAGAACUAUCCAGUCACUCACCUGGAGUGACUGAGGAUUACGACUAUUACACAGCUGAAUAGCUUAACGACGACGAAUGGCAAAGGUGAAUGAUGAUUUAUUUCAGAGGAAACGAUUAUGAGACUUAACAGAAUUUGUUCAGAGGAACGGAAGAGGUACACAAAGGAUGUCUGAACAUCCAGUCUCUAGGGCGAGAUUUAGAAACGUAACCUCCAGAAUACGAAGCGACACGGGAUUCACAUGCGAAGUGGAAAAUGUUUCCGCUGCAUCAAACCGUUUGAUUACGGUUUUCUGUUCCGUGACUCUGCAAUUAGAAUUGAAAUGGGCUACACCCGUUUCAUAGGAGCUGAGCCACUGUUGCAUUGCGAGCAACUGAUAAUUCAGUAGCUUCCGGACGUGUGGCGUGCAGGGACUUACUGGGACUUGAGGCUGAAGGCCCCGAUUGGCGUCUGGAAUGAACGAGCCACGGGUGUGUGUUCGUGAAGGACACUGCAGGCUCUUCUCGAUAUCAGAUGACCCGUGAGCGCUGUCUUAUUUCAUGUGGAAAGAUAACAUUGAUUUUAAGAAACAAUAUGAGAGUGUGGAUUGGGUUCAUGUUGCUCUGAAUAUGGUCCUGAAGCGGACUCUAUUGAAGAUGUUAAUUAAACUUCUGAUUCCAUGAAAGCCUUAAGAUUUAUUGAUCAACCGAGCAACUGAGAGCUUAUCAUGCUCAGUGGAGCAAUACACGGAAAGGCAAGAUCAUUGUAUUAUUUUGUAAAUGUGUUUGCCCUGUUAUA